UACGGAAGCCGUGACCUGUUACCGCUCCCGCUCGGCGCUUGACGACUGACGCUUCACUCUUCACCGCAACCACAAAUAAUAUACUCAUUUAUACUUUUCGCUCUUAUCUUGCGAAAUAGGACCUCGGGCAUAAGUUUAUCGGGAAUUUUAUAUUGGGAACGCGAAUUAUUGUAAAUACAGUAAAUGCAAUCUAAGUCCUUUGUCUCGCGUUACGGGGCUUGCGGUCGAGUUACAUCGUUGUGAUAUGCAGGCGGUUGUGCAAUCUGCUGAAUAUCAUCAACCUACAUUAGUGAUGAGUGAAUUAAUUAAAUAAAUUUUGUAUAUGCAGUAUGUGAUUGUGUAAGAAAACUCAUACUGGGAUACAUUUGUUCAUAAUGAGUGCUGCUUUAGAGAGUUGCGAUGGGGGCUCAAUGUGCCUGGAGUUGGCUCUGGAGGGCGAACGAUUGUGCAAGGCGGGCGACUGCCGUGCGGGCGUGGCGUUCUUCCAGGCGGCCAUUCAGGCCGGCACCGACGACUUGCGCACCCUUAGUGCCAUCUAUAGUCAGUUGGGGAAUGCAUACUUCUACCUAGGCGACUAUAAUAAGGCCAUGCAAUAUCAUAAACAUGACUUGACAUUAGCUAGGACAAUGAAUGACAAAUUAGGCGAGGCCAAAGCUUCAGGCAACCUCGGCAACACACUGAAAGUGAUGGGCAAAUUCACGGAAGCCAUUCAGUGCUGCAAGAGGCACCUGGAGAUUUCCCGCGCUCUCGGAGACCAGCUGAGCGAGGGUCGCGCUCUCUACAACUUGGGCAACGUGUACCAUGCGCAGGGCAAGCAGCUCGGCAGGGUCGGCCACAACGACCCCGGACACUUCCCGCAGGAGGUUCGCGACUGUCUCAUGCAAGCUGUCGCUUAUUACGAAGAGAAUCUCGAGCUGAUGCGAAAACUGCGCGACCGCCAGGCUCAGGGACGCGCCUGCGGGAACCUGGGCAACACAUGCUACUUGUUGGGCGACUUCGCGCGCGCCAUCCGCUACCACACGGAGCGGCUGCACAUCGCGCAGGAGUUCGGCGACAAGGCGGCCGAGCGACGCGCCAACAGCAACCUCGGCAACUCACACAUAUUCCUCGGACAGUUCGAGAACGCCGCCGAACAUUACAAACGCACUCUGGCGCUGGCGGAGGAGCUCGGCGACGCGGCGGUGGAGGCUCAGGCGUGCUACUCGCUCGGCAACACGUACACACUGCUGCGCGAGUACCGCGCGGCGGAGGAGUACCACGCGCGCCACCUGGCCGCCGCGCGCCGCCUGCGAGACCGCGUCGGCGAGGGCCGAGCCUGCUGGUCCCUCGGGAAUGCGCACGCGGCGCUUGGGAACCAUGAGAAGGCGCUGUAUUACGCCACUGAACACUUCAACAUCUCCAAAGAGCUUGGGGAUGUCCUGGGUAUGGCGACGGCCCAGAUGAACAUGAGCGACCUGCGCAAGGUGCUGGGCAUGCCGCCCGAGCCGGAGGCGCCGCCCAGCGCCCCGCCGAAUGUUGAUGACGACGCGCCGCGCACGCCUUUCAACGCGCUGCGCGUGCGCAGGCAGAGCAUGGAACAACUCUCGCUUAUACAGAUCACACCAGAGGCGAAAAAGAAAGAGGAACAAGAAGUGGAGAAGAAGCAGGAGAUGGUUCGAACGGAGUCUGAGGAGAACCCGGUGGAAUCGUUCUUCGAACUGUUAUCACGGUGCCAGUCGGAGCGCAUGGACGAGCAGCGCGCCACGCUGCAUGCCAACAAGGAGAACCGGCCCAAGAGCAAGCUCGGCGCCAAGCUACAACGCUCAGCCAGCAGCGGCAAGAACGGCAGUUCAAAUGAAGCGAUGCUGAACAUGAUAUCCGGGCUGCAAUCUGAGCGCAUGGACUCGCAGCGCGCCGAGCUGCGCCCCGCUGCCUCCAAGCCGGCCAAGGACGGCAAGGGCGCCUCGCUGCCCGGCCUGCGCCACCAGCACACUGCCGGCGCCAAGCCCGAGGACGACUUCCUUGAGAUGAUCGCACGUGUGCAGGGCUCGCGCAUCGAAGACCAGCGCACCGAGAUGCCGCGGCCGAAGCCGGAGGAGCGCCCGCGCACCGUGCCCGACGACGAUUUCUUCGCGCUGCUGAUGAGGGCGCAGGCGGGACGCAUGGAGGACCAGCGCGCUACUAUCCCCCUGCAGGAUAACCGCAACAAGAACGCGUCCAACAACAAGAAGUAAAGUGCGCUGACUCCUGCGACUGUUUAGUAUCGCACUCCUCUCGUGCCCUUUACAUUGAUGUUUCUUUGUAUGUUUAUCACUAGCCCUUAGUGCCGAGAGUUAUCUCCGUCGGACGUGACAGACGGAGGGCGGACAGAGGUCCAGUCAUUUUACUUUUAGCUGUUAUCAUAAGAAGGAUCUUUACUUACUUUAAGUUAGUUUACGAACUCAGAGAAUCUUACAGGUACCACAGUUUCUUUUAAUACCCGUGUCAUAUAUUUUUACAGUUCCACUAGUUUUUUUUUUUAAUAUCAAUCUAGGCCUUUCUAGUUGUUGGUAUUUAAGACUUUUAUCAUUCUUUAUUAUAGCAACUAAAAUUAAACCUUUAUUACGAAAUCCUCUAUAGUGCAAACCACGCGUGAGAACUAUUGCAAUCGAACGGCAAACUUCAGUUUUACGUUGCGAUUUCUCUAGUAUGUGUUGUGGUUGUACGAGAACAACUAUGGCAACCGUCUGUCAUGUGCGAUAACUCAGAGGUGUAUGCCCCAAGUAGAUGUGCUAUGUGUAUAAUAUCCUAUGUGUAGUAGAUCGGUGUUUCCGUUUGUCCCCACCCCACCCCGCCUCUGGAAACUAGACUCGUGCCUAAUGAGGACUAAUUGUGGGAGAAAAUGUAGGGCCUAUAGAAUAACCCCACCAGUGGGCGCGGAUCUUGAGCGUUUUGUGCCAAGAAGCGGUAGCGAGGGAGCGAAGUACGAUAUUAUGCGGUGCUGUGCGUCACUACGGUGAUCUAAUCUCAUGUUGUUCCGUAUAUAAAUUUACCAAUAAUUCCGUUUUCAUGCGCCUGCGCAACCAACUUGUACAAUUUUGUGCAGCGUUCAAGAUACGUGGCCCGACCAACGCGUAGGAUGUAUUCUCGAAUAGUUAAUUAAAUCUUGCUGUUUUCUAUUUGACAAACAUUCCAUUUUAUUUGCAAUUCUAUUUGAUUAUUAACUCGAAUGUAAUGUAAUGUCGAUCAAAAUUGGCAGACAAUACUAUGUAAAAAUGUAGCGGUUGUGAUAUCUCACGUGACAACCCGUAUUGUAAAUGUAAAUAAUAUAGAACACUGUACUGUGUUCAAUCCAACAUACAUUUCGGUCAAUUACAGUAAUGUAUAAAUAUUUAAUGUAUAAAUAUAUAAAAUCAGAUUAUUCUAUAAAUUUAAUGAUAUAAUAUCUCUCGGGCGACGCGCGAGUUUUGUGUAAAGGCUCGCGCACAGGAAGGGCGCGCGUCGCGUCCCGUCAUUGAACUAUUUGACGCCGCGUCGCACUCCAGCGCGUGACGGUUGUGCGUAAUGCCAAACGGCACGGCCGGGUCACCGAGCCUUUACUCUUUAAUAAUAUUCACUGGAUUUAUGUUACAUUUAAAAACAUUUACACAUAUUAUUAGUGAUGACAAAGUAUACUAGUUGGUACGUAACGAACACUGACUGCUUUAUAAAUAAUUUAGUGUUUCGCCGAGUGAGAGCGGCGUCGCGGCGCCGAGCUCCCGUCGCGUUCACCGGUAGCGAGUAUCUAGUUGGUACACAACACAUCUCAUUCCUCCGUAUCCCUGCUGCAUUCUGUAUCACAAUCUAGAUUUCAAGCGGGAUAUCUGUAACGCACAAUCUAAAUAUAAUAUAUACUAAAUUAUAAUGUUAGUAUGUAACUAAGAAAUCCACAGUUACAUUAAAUUAGGGCAACAAGCGACUUCUUGUAACUGUAGUCAUAGACAAUUCACGUACAAUAGUUCACGCGACGGAAGAUCGGCGACGCAUUAUAGUUUGGAGGCUGUAAAGUAAUUUGUAGCGUAUAAAUUAAAACUCACAUUUAUCCAUUUGGGUAUAUAUCUGUACUGCCGCGGGUACAUCCGCGUCAUCGUGUUCACAGGUAACGCCACUACCGAUUAGUCGCUUUAUACUUUAUUGAUGUCGGUGGGUGGCGGCGCACACACUAGUCUGCUAAUAUACUCAGGCGAGUCUCAACACGUCGGUAUACAUCCACACUCAUUAUUACACAAUGAGUUAAUCAAUUUAGGGCCUGUUUCACACAGUCCGGGUAAUCAUUAAUCGUCCAAUGUAAUAUAGGGCAUCCAAAUACAAAAGCCAAGCUCCCAAAUAAAUGUAAAUAAAAAGCAUCUCCAUUACCUGUUUUAUACCUUACCGGCGAAUGACAUGUAGUUAAACAGUGUGAAACAGGGCGUUGUUGAUCACCUGCAUUAGACACUAUAUCUGUUAAUGAGUAGUCGGGCCAGUGCCGGUGCGGUGCGUGCGCUGCAACCCACCGCCGUGUGUAUACUUGAGUAAGUUUGCUAAACUUGUAUUUAUUCAUUUCAAUAGGUUUACUGUAGUAUAGGCGAUAAUUUUAAUGAAGUUUUUUGAAGAUUUUAAAUUAUUUAUUAUUAACACCAAUUUUGGCAAUAAUUUAUACAUUAUGAUCAGUUUAUACGGUUUAGACGUUAAGUUAUAUUUAAGGUUAUAUCUUUUGUAUUAAUUGUACUGAUUUACGCGAGUUUAUGUGCCAUUCUUCCCUUUUGUGUUCCAUUAUUUUAUACUUUAUAUUUCGGUAAAACUGAUGCGAAUUAAUAUGGCCUCUGAAGUAACUAGCCAGUUUAGUUUUGUAUUGGAUUGGAUAAGACUAUCCUCCCAAUGCUCCACCCAACAGUUGGGCCCUGACACUGCGAUCUGAACCUGGUGCCUCUCGCGGCUAACUUCAAACCGGCUAUGUAGAUGGCAGUCAGUAGUAUCGCAGGGAAGCAGUCACGCAAACUCGCACCUUCCACAACACAUGUUCAUUUGAGGCUCGUACAACGUGCUAUAUAUAUAUAUUUAUUAUUUCUCAAUGAAUUUUCUGAUAUUUUGGUGAAUAUUUGAAAACAAUUUAUUACCCUUGUAAGUUCACUUUACAUUUACAACUUUAAAGUAUAUUUUUUCGAUGACGAAAAAUUUGAAACAUUGCCAAAUUUUUUAAAACUUUAUAUUCCUUAUGAUAAAGCUCCUGAAGAAUGCCGUGUCAGUGUUUAAUGACAGUGCAUUCAUACACAGAGUACGAAUCAAUUACUAUAGACAUUGUAAACAAACAUUGGACAUAUUAACUGUAGUAAUGCGCGAUGGUUUCCAUUAUUGUAUUAAUGCCAAACCGUGACUAGUUCUGGUGAGGCUCGAAAAAUUAUUAUCAAAUCAUUUCAUGCCGUGCCUUCGAAUCACACCUUUCGUUAAAAAAAAACAAUGCUUUUCUUGUGUACAGUUUACUGUUAUCUCCACGAUUUCUUUACACUGCCUAUAGUCCAGUUCUAUCGUGAAGUAAAUUUUGUUCCGUCGCUCUGUGUUCAUUCCAAACGCAUUUAUUGUAACGCUCACUUUGAAUUACUAUUUAUUAAUUAAACCCUUAGGUUGUUGUAGCGUGCUAUAAGACAGCGUAUUGUUAUAACACGACCUAAAGUCUAAAUCAUUCGUAGUGACUACAUACAUAACCACCUGAAUAUAGCUGCUGUUCCUUUUACUAUUUAACCAGCGUUGUGUAAAUGAGCUCAUAAUUUAGACUCUGUGGUGUCCUUUGCAUAUGCUAUUUAUUUUUACAUUGGAAUUGGAGUUGGAUUAUUUUAGAUCUCGAAUAAAAAUGGCCAUAUUGGCACUAUCUAUAUUUUCAUAUUUUUUCUAAAGCUUUAUUAUAUACAAUGAAAAUUCUUAUAUACCGUAGUGAGACGCGCGGUUGGCGACGGUAAUGGAGUCCAUAUUAAGUUGAGGAUCAUUGCUUGAGCAUAUGUUGGUAACAAUAUAAAAUAAAAGGUGGACCCACGUCGAUGUGUUACGCCGUCUAUACUUAGAGCAUAAUUGACAGACAGGCGUGACGUCACUGCGUCGUAAUGCGCGACAAUCACUUAGUGACGGCCGCGCACCGCAUGGGAGUGUCUGCCUCUAAUAGUCUAGUAUCUGUUUCCACCUCGGCACGCCCUCGUCUACGAACGUAAUCGUCGCGGUGAAUCGUUUAGGCGUCGUACGUAAUAUUAUAUACCCGGUGCAUGUAGCCGAAACGAACAUUUGUAUUUGCGCAGCUGCUGCUGUGCCUCAAUGUAUGUCGUAUGACCUGUAAGCCUAAGGCGAAGUCUUAGUUGACAGCUCGCACUCACUUGCGACAAAAACGACCUGGCUCUAUUAUGCUUGUGUAUAACACGAUACAUGUGUGCUAUUGCCGAUUAAGACAGCGCUGUAAAAGGCCUGCUUGGUACUAAAUAGGUUUGGAUUCAUUAGGCAAAAGGCCAGUGCGUUCUACAUGUGUCAGAUUUGAGCCAUAAUAUCAAAAAUGGGGUUUGCCAAUCAUACAAUCGAACUUUCUUUUUCUUUGUUUCCAAAAAUAAUUAAAUAUACCUUUGUAUCCAGAAACAAAAUUUAAAAACUUAAUUUUGUGCGGUUUCCAUUUCAAAACAAUUGAAUUACAUUUAAUAUUUUUCUAAUACACAAUUUUACUGUACAAAAUGUUGGCAACACUAGUCAGUCACGCUUUGCGCGUAAUGCCUAAUGAAUGCAGAGCUUGGGCUGUGACUUAACAUUGAUACUGGUAAAAGUAACGACUGAUGCCCUCUACUUAACAAUGCGUGUACUUAAACAACGCGCGACGAUUGCGCUUUAUGUUUGCUAUAUUAUGCUACUUAGUACAAACAGAACGCUACAUUACACUUACGAUUUGUUCGCGUAACUAUGAUGCGGCUGUAAUGUCAAUAGUCAUAGUCAAUACAUUAAAAGUAUGGCUGCUUUUUUUAAUAUUUUUGGAAGCGUUAAAUUUUUUUCUGGAAUAAUUAGCGCUUAAUAAUAACCAACUGUAUAGCCGUAAUUUUUUAAAGCUGACAGUCCCAGACGCCAGAAGACGUAAACGUCGAUUUUGAGCUGAGCUAAUUAACGUUUUGUGUCAGAAUACAUAAAUUAUUGUCUAAAUUUACUGGCUGUCUGCUUGUAUGUUUGAUGUUAUCUGUAAUCUGGCCCCACCCAAAUACACGAGAAUAUAAAGACGUUGAUAACUGAAUGUGAUAAAAAUAAAGACGUGAAUAAUAGGAUAUACAUUUGUCGCCAUUGGUAAUUAAGUAUUGUUUGAACUUUAAUGAGUUUCACCUGCUUAAUGCCGCCAGGCAGCCAUUGUGUGGUUUAAAUUGUAUUGCAAGUGAAGUUUCUGCGGAUGUGCGCCUUCAAAUUUCACAUCUAUCGCAGCGUGUUAAUCGGCCACCUAACACCUGCUAAGGCGAGCCAUUUGCUUGUGUUUUCAUUGAAUUCUAUAAAUUACAUCUGAAUAAACGCUAAUAUCUUUGCCACAUACGUGGUUAUAAAACUAUGCCAAAACGUGUUUCAUGUAUUGAAUUAUAGUAUGUGUAAGUACUUGUUAUUGUAGAAAAUAAAUGCCAAAAAUGCAUUGGAUACAU
Molecule: messenger RNA, 7616 nt
Organism: Manduca sexta (tobacco hornworm)
Lineage: Eukaryota; Metazoa; Arthropoda; Insecta; Lepidoptera; Sphingidae
Gene: pins
Product: G-protein-signaling modulator 2
Exons: 10
Coding region: 375-2213 (612 amino acids)
Molecular function (GO): identical protein binding; GTPase regulator activity
Source: RefSeq, a predicted model, not a curated record